Messenger RNA from Patella vulgata (common limpet), 5930 nucleotides. RefSeq names its product forkhead box protein N4. Gene Ontology annotation, molecular function: DNA-binding transcription factor activity, RNA polymerase II-specific; transcription cis-regulatory region binding. Bases 256 to 1830 code for a protein of 524 amino acids. The record is from RefSeq and is a predicted model, not a curated record. The transcript has 6 exons. NCBI's taxonomy places the organism in Eukaryota, Metazoa, Mollusca, Gastropoda, Patellidae. Gene Ontology annotation, biological process: regulation of transcription by RNA polymerase II.
UACUACGAUGGUUUUGAAGAUGUUAUGGUGGAAAUUUUAAAUGAAAAUUUGUCAAUUAGUUUUCGAGAAGUUGUCAGGUUAACUAAUGGGCUAAUAACAAAUCAUUGAAGGAUCUUUGAUUGAUAUUGCGACUUGGAGUAGUGUUCGUGUGAAAACAUUCAACAGAUUUCAAUCAGCUGACAUCCACGACCGGUUUACUUCAAAAACACAACAACAGUGAAAUCAACUUCAUCUUUUUAAAACUCUGGAAACUUCAUGACAACUAUUAAAAUGGAAUAUCUCGCCCAAAUGGAGGCCGAUGCCAUGUCGCUGAUCGACACAAUGAGCAACGAAGAACGACACGAGCUCGACUUGUUUUUGAAUUCCGACAGACAGGACUGUGCAAUGGAUAUUAAUUUAAAAACAGAACCCGGCUGUGGUCUGCCCGAUUUGGAUCACCUGGAUUCCAACCAAGACUACAACACUUUGCAGUGGAUGCAGCCUAAUAAUUUGGGCGGACAAUUCCGAGAUGAAAACGAAUCGGAGAAUACGGAUCCUAAUUUGUUAGUGAAUCCCCAGACGGUUAUACCCGUUGAUAUAUAUGUGAAUACUGUGGCCAGUGAUUCCCCUUCUCUACCCAAUAUAAAUGGCGUGGAGACUGUCUGUUCGUCAUCGGGGGUCGCUCAAACUCUACCCAACAAUAUUCAACUAGUGACAGUCAGUAAUCAUGGAGGAAUCGAGGUUUCUCAGUCGCAAAAUUCCGUUGUUUAUCACCACGUUACAUUCUCCACACAGCAACAAAAUAUUCCACUUCUAUCAAAAACUGUCAUGUCACCUUCACAGAGUUCCCCAGUGCUUGUGGGGCAUCUACAGAACGGUCUUCCUCCCCAAUCUCGUCCGAUCAUCAGCCUCCCAGCCGUACAGUCCGCCAUAGAGCAGGGCCAGGAAGACGAGAAGAAGAAGAUGGAGAAGGUGUUCCCCAAACCCGUGUAUUCCUACAGUUGUCUCAUAGCUCUAGCAUUAAAAAACAGUGUUAGUGGCAAUUUACCAGUUAGCGAGAUCUACACCUUCAUGACUGAGAAUUAUCCAUAUUUCAAAACCGCCCCAGACGGCUGGAAGAAUUCAGUUCGACAUAAUUUGUCGUUAAACAAAUGUUUCCAAAAAGCUGAAACGCCCAAACAGACGAAACCAACAAGUACGACGAAGAAAGGUUGUCUGUGGGCCUUGAAUCCAGCGAAAAUAGAGAAAAUGGAGGAGGAGAUUGUUAAAUGGCGACAAAAAGAUCCUAAAACUCUACAACACAGUAUGGCACAUCCAGAAAAAUUAGAACUUAUUGAAAGUGGCCGAGCUGGUGUAGGAACUUCCAAAAACAACAACUCCAGUGCCAAUAUGGCCGCCACUAGUACACCAAUCACUAUACACAUACCCGAUUCCUCCGUCCAUUCAUCUUUAUCUACGCCUCUCCAGCACCCGUCAACCCCCAACCACCAAUCACAGACACCCGAUGUAUUUAUGUCCGAUCUUAGAGAUAUCAAUGUUAGUUCUCAGUUUGGUGUGGACCCGGCUUUAUCAGAGUUAGCGAGUGGUCUAUGGGAUGAUGAUAUAAACUGUGACUUGGGAUUGGAUCUCGUCAACUCUCCACUGUGUGUCGCCACCGUCGCCUCACCCAUGGGUUCCUGUAAUUCCCCGCUACCACACCAUCCAACCACGCCCUCAGGUCAAUAUGGCGGUCACGCAAGUUACCAUGGUACGUGUUUCUAUGCCUCUAGUCCCGUACAACUAGGCUCACCGUCCACCAUACCAAACAACAUGUUCUAUGCUACACCGUCCCCGAGAACGCUUUUUGCAUGAUCAAACACGAUGGCUGGACUCGGACGAGGCUUUUUUAAUUAGUGCUUUUUUGUUGGUGAGUGGUUGUAUGAGUGAAAUUGACUAUUAUAAGUUCUAGAUUUGAUAAUCAAGACUCAAUCUCGAGGAUGUAGUCCAAGACAACCAGCCGCCUGAUACACUGAACUGGUUUUCAUGUUAACCAAGGAAGUAGUUUUUCAAUAUUGUAAAUCUUAUGUUUACAAGGUAUUGUUUCAUCUGUUGUUUUAUUUUUUUAAUGAGAUUUACAAAUUUGUAAAAUUAUUCUUUGAAAUAACGACACAAAUAACACAGCUGUCUAUUUGAGACUUUAUCGCUUUUCUAGUAAGAGUUAUCUACCUUAGGCAGUUGGAAUUCAGAAAAAGAGUAGAACGUAGCGCGGGCUUUCCGGUCAAGACUUCCCUCAUUGCCGGUAAGAGUUAUCUGCCGCGUCAGAUCCAUUUUAACAAUAGCACGAAACAGGAGCAAGACUUAAGUAAGGUUCACGCUUUUGAUGUUUUGUCAGUAAAUUAGCCCGAGGUCACAAAACAUAACCAAGACUUAAGUCAGCGUUACACCGUCGGUGUUAAUCUUUUGACGUUGUUCUACUCGCAUAACCAAGACUUAAGGCAAGAUUUCACCGUCGUCGGUGUUAAUCUAUUGACGUUGUUCGAUUUUCGUAUUGAAAUUUUAGAUAAAGACUGGACAGCAUUAAUCCAGCAUGACGCACGUUAAUGUUUUAUAUACAACUGUGGAACCAAGUUUGGCAACUGUUUGUGCUUAGUGGAAUAUAUUGUGAUCUCAGCCUUCUAGAUCAAGGGGGGGGGGAUGGCUGAAUGGUUAGCGUGCGCGCGCUGUAUCAUAAAGUCUGUCAUUGAGUCGACUGGCGUGGUUUCGAAUCCCCGGUUGUACGUGGCAAGGAGUAGGGUCGCCUGUCCAACUUCGUGGGUUUUCUCCGGGGCCACCGGUUUCCUCCCACUGCUAAAGACCCCUACGCGCAAGCGAAUUAUGUAAAUAAAAUUAAACCAUAUGUUAGUCCCGAAAUGACCUAGUUUGUGUCGAGUGGACGUUAAACCCCAUUUCUCUCUCUCUCUCUAGAUCAAGGCUACAUUAGAAAGGGAGAUAACUCUUAUAUAACUUGUAUUUUUAAUUAAAAAUAUUCCUAUAUAAGACUGUGAUGUAUAAAAUGCCUUGUUAAAAUAUCGCUAUUUUAUGGCAGCUAAAUAAGGUUAUAUGUACAAACAUUCUAAUUAGCAACAAACCUUUGGAUAGUAAAUUACUGCGACUGCCUAUGGUACACAGACAUUUAAAAAGUGUUCUUCAAGCAAUUGCAACAUGAAUUAAAUGCGUACAAACAUUCUAAUUAACAUCAAAUAUUUGCGACAGUAAAUUACUGUGUAUACCUAUGGUUGACGGACAUUUUAUUAGUGCUCGUGAAGCAAUUGCAACAUGAAACAAAUGCGACCAGUGGUCUUUAAAAUAUAAUGACUAAUUUGUCGAUAUACUGUACAAUGCUGUUAACUAUUGCUCCCUAAUUUGAUAAAAUCACACCACCGGUUGUUGUGAAUAUUUCCGGAGUUCGUUUGAACUAAAAUAGUGUUCCAUUUAUUCCCCUCUUGAUAGGCAGGAAACAAUUUCAGUCCUUGUUUAUGGAAGGGGAGUAACUCCAGUCAAAGCUUAUCCAAGGGGAGUAACUCUUAUUGAACAAAGAGUGCCUUACUGUAUAAUCUACUUAAUUAUUGUCGAUCAAUUUCUUCGGAGAAUCUCUUUAUAAUCAAAUGCGUUUUUAAAAAAUGAAAUGUUUUAAGGUUGUAGUCUUUUCAUUGGCUGGGUAUUUUGUUUUCUAGCCAAUGAAAUGACUUCUUAAAACAUUGUUUAGUUUUCUUUAAACAUUGUUUAGUUUUCUUGACUUGAUAUCAGGAUAUAGUAUUAUAUUGUGACAACAAUAGCGUAUUUUAUAAACUAAGUAUCCAUCAUUUUUUAAAUGUGCCAAAGUUAUUUAGUAUUGAUAUCAUGUACAAGUUAUUGUUAUUAUUUUAUAUGCCACAGCAGUUACAAUAUAUCAAUCUACAUCAUUUUAAUUGAUAAUAUAGAAUUAAAUCCUGAAAUGGCUAGAUCUCGUUGAUUUGGAUCAAACAAUAUAUCAAUGUACUUCAUUUUACUAACAGGGAAUAUAAAAUUACAUCCUAAAAUGGCUGGAUCUCGUUGAUUUGGAUCAAACAAUAUAUCAAUCUACUAACAGAUAAUAUAAAGUCGCCUGUCCAUCCUCGUGGGUUUUCUCCGGGUCCUCCGGUUUCCUCCCACUACUAAAGACCCCUACGCACAUGCGAAUUAUUGAAAUGAAAUUGAACUAUUGUUAGUCCCGAAAUGACCUAGUUUGUGUCGAGUGGACGUUAAACCCUAUUUCUCUCUCUCUCUCAGAUAAUAUAAAAUUGAUUCCUGAAAUGGAUAGGCCUCGUUGAUUUGGGUCAAACAUAAAAUUGUCGAGUUGAUUUGAUUUAUGACGUGGAGUGAUAAUCUGUCUUCGUUGAAAAUGUUUUGUGUAAAUAUAAAAUCAGUGUUGAGAUAGGGUAUAACCCAUUUAGUAAAUGGGUUUUUGACAUAAAUCACAAAGGUUUAAACAUACAUUAUUCAAGAGCUAAAUCUGGCAAUUUCAGGUCUUUCUUUAGGACUGAAAUGUUACAUAAAUUAUUAAUAAGGCAUCGGAUACUCGAGAUUUGAACUAGAUUAGAACGGUUCGCCAAAUUUAAUGUAAAACUGGGAAAUGUACAAUGGGUGAUACAGAGAAAGGAUUAUUAGUACUCAGAUAUUACUCACAGCAGUACUUAGUGACUGGUAUCAUGUACAGUACAGAGUAUGCUUACUGUCUAGAACACCUGGCACCACCUCUGUUGGUCUGUUUAAAAUGAGAAAUUCACAUACCUGUUCAUUGUUGGUUUGUUUUUUUCUAAUUAGAUAUUAAUGAUCAAUUGUUGUACAAUUGAUAUACAAUUGAUAUAGAACAAUUAUUAGCAAGGAACAAAAUAUAUUCGCCAUUUUGUCUUACUCUCAUGGCCGACAAUUUUUUGAAUAUCUUGUUUUGUGUGUGUGUACAAAUUUGAAUUAUAUAUUAAUGUGUAUUUAUUACUGGUAUAUUUGUUAUGUUUUUGUGUAUUUUUUAAAAAAAAGAACUGAGCCAAGCCAGUCAUUAGAAAGAAAGGUACAAAGUACUUUAAUAAUUAGUAUGUAUUCCUUAUUGUGUUCAUUUAAUGUCGUCGACAAAUUAAACACUUGAAGGACAAGACAUUUCUGUCUGGUUAUUCCGAUCAAACCCGCAUAUCUUGUUAUGAGUACGUCAUUUCCGUAACCUAUUGAUUGCGUCAUUUCCGUAUAUUUUGGUAUAUUUUACAGACUCAAUAUUAUUGUUGGUCGCCUUCGUGUAUCGGGUGAAAUCUAUAAGCUGCAUGACGUCAUAUCGAAACUUUUCAAAGCUUCGAGAAAUCUUGACAAAGUUGUUACGGUUGUCUGACCUCAUUUGGUUACCUUUUAAGUUGUAUGGUUGGAAUAACUUUACAGACUUGUCUUGUCGUUUUAGUGCAGACCUGGUCAAUAACUAUUAUUAUCUAAUUUCGAAAAUCUGAUGGAAUCAGUGGACUGUGUUGUUGACACUAUUUUAUACUUAAUUAUAGCUGUAUCAUAACCCAACCGAAAGUAUCAGACCACUGUUUUUAUUGUGUUUUCAAAAUUAGAGAAAAUUAACUUAUAGAACAGUGUCAUUGUUUAUUGUCAAGAUUUUUGAUUUAAAGAGAAUAUAAUUCAUCAUCAUCAUCAUCAUCAUCAUCGACCACACAAUCACCCCCUCUGUUAUUCAAAGAAAAUCGAAAAUUGAAUUACUGCCGUAUUGUUUACUUGUUUAUAUUAUGACGUCAUAUACACUGCCUUAUAUAUUAUUAUAGUUUAACUAAAACGAGUUGUUUGCCAAACUAAACCAUGUUUUAUUUUUGACAAAUGUUUUUUUUUUGUUUUUGUACAUUUAUGCUAUUUGUAUAUAGGACGAUGGAAUGUAUAUUUAUAGAGAUUUUACGAUGACAAAUUAUUGUAGAAUCAAAAUAUCUAAUAAAAAAUAU